AUGUCGUCGUCGUCGCACCGCUACACGGUGUCGCUCUACCGCUAUGACUUGACACAAGGCAUGGCACGCAACCUCGGCCCGAUGGUGAUCGGGCGGGAGCUUGAGGGCAUCUGGCACACCUCCAUCGUCGUGUACGGAAAGGAGUACUACUUCGACGGUGGCGUCGGCAUCGUCAGCGACCCGAAUCCUGGCCACACACGCUUCGGUCAGCCGUAUCGCACCGAGGUGCUUGGGCAGACGACGAAGCGAGAGGAGGAGUUCUUUGCGUGGACACAGCAGCAGCGCCGCGCCGGCUUCGGCCCCAACGACUACCGCAUUCUCGACAACAACUGCAACAGCUUCUCGGACGCGGCGAGUAUGUACCUCCUCAGGCGUCACAUCUCACAAGACGUGCUUGAAAUGAUCCCCACGUUACUCUCCACUCCCGUAGGGCAGAUGCUGCGGCCGAUGCUGGAGCAGGCCACGUCCCGCGGCGCAGGCGUCGCCGCCACUGGCAUGGCCGCCCCUUUCAGCUCUCCCCUCGCGUCGACACCGCCGCCAGUCAUCGGUGGCGGUGGUGACGCGUGUGCUGGGCUGUUGAGCACUCGUCAGACGGUGUCAGAUGCAGACGAGGAGGACUUAAUGGUGGCGCAGGCGAUGCUGGAGAGCAAUGAAACCAUCGCAGACGGGCACCUGAGCCCCGCGGAGGCGUUUGAGAAGACCAUCAGCGGCGCCACGCUACUGCGCACGGUGAUACUGAAUGUUUGCGAACACCCCAGCGAUGCCAAGUACCGGGCGCUGUCUACCGAGAGCACAGCUUACCGGACGAAACUGAAGCCGCUCGAGACGUAUGGGGUGACGGAGCUGCUGCGCAUUGCAGGCUUUCGCCGCCGUCCGCACAGCAGUGGCACCGGCGGUGAGCAGUGGUUCCUCUCGGACAGCGACGGCAGCGUAGCUGUGCUGCGUCGCGUGGCGGAGGUUCUCGAGGCGACCAUCGUGAACAUCCAGGCCGCUGCCGACGAAGCGGCCAAGAGGGGAGGCAGAGAGACGAGCGCAGAUGCCGCAAACAAAGAGGCGGGGAGCGGUUUCUCGGCUCAUUCGCCAUGCCCCCCUCCUCCGCCUGUUCUGGCAUCUGGUGCUGCGCCGGCAGCGGCUCAUGCCGAGGCACGGCUCAAGGCGUCAUCGCCAGCGGCGGCGAAGGACGACUGCAACGCGCCAAAGAGCGAAUUUGUCAAGUUCUGCCUGCCGCCGUUUCCGGAGGGCUGGAUCCCGCUCCCCGUUGGCAGGGAAUCAGGGGGGCCACUCUUCUCUAUCCGCUGCCGCGUCACAAGCACUUCGGAGUGGCCGUACUCCUGUGGCAAGUGCCGCCUCUCCGAAAAACUGGAGCACCUGAAGGCGUACUACUGCAGCAGCGACGGCAGAGAAGUUGAGAUAUACGGCGGGUACGAGGUGCUCUGCGUACGGUGUGAGGAGGAAAAGGCGCUGACGUGGGUGCCAGCGCCGUUGGCGUUCGCGGCGCAAGCUCAGCACAGCACACGGUUUAUUUUUUCGGCCUACGGUCACUUUGGUGUUGCUCGGGCCGAGUAUGGAGGGGGCGUGCACCCCGGCCUCAUGGAGCCGUCUGGCCGCUGCGUGGUGCCCUACGGCGGAUGCUCCGUCGUCGUUACCAACGACGCCGAGGUACUCUGCGAGACGGCCAGGCUGCCGCGGGCGGUACUGCAGGAGUUAAAGAGUCUGGAGCGCGGUACCUAUUUGGCAGAGCUGUUGCGCGUCGCUAGCGGCCAGCCGAUCGACUCCUUUGACGAACUUCUGAACACAUGGCAGCCACCGACGUUUUACAUGAAGCCGCGUCCACUGCGCCCGCACACUGUUCUCGGACCGACGUCGGUAGCGUGGAGUGGAACAGGAGACGCCGCCAAGAGGAGUUCGGUUGACGUGGCAGGUCGAGGGUCUUUCUCGGCUGGCAGUGAGUCAGCGGCAGACAGUGCGUUGCCGCUGGCGCCGCGCUUGCUUGUCUGCCACGACAUGGGCGGAGGCUACAAGCGCGCCGACCGCCGCGUCUUUCUUUGCGAAGGCGCACCAGCAUCUGCCACCGCAUCGGGGGAGGGGAUGGGCAAGGGUGAUGGGGCUACUCCUUACUUGCGCCUGCAGACAGUGGAGGGCGCGUACACGGUGAGCUACUGGAGUCUCGUUGACUACUUCGUGUACUUCUCGCAUAGGCGGAUUAGCGUGCCGCCACGUGAGUGGAUCGAAAAUGGCCACAACCACGGUGUGCCAGUGCUUGCUACCCUGAUCACCGAGAGUCACGGCGGCUUUGAGGACCUGAAGCUGCUCUUGACAGAUGCGAGGCGCAUGGCGGCCAUCAUUGCUCGCCUCGUGGAGGUGUGUGACACCUACGGGUUUGACGGCUAUCUCCUCAACAUCGAAAAUUCACUCCCGGCAAGCCUGGCGAAGCGCCUCGUCGUUUUCUGCAGAUUGCUCCGCAAACAGCUAAACCGCCCGUCUUCGGUGGCGCGUGGCGCAUCAGCUGCCGCUGCCGCUUCCGCCUCUGCCACCGAUCGCCUCGUCAUCUGGUAUGAUGCGAUCACCAUUGAGGGAAAGCUGAUGUACCAGAAUGCACUCACUGCCCGCAACAAGCCGUUCUUUGACGUUUGUGAUGGCAUCUUCACCAAUUACUUCUGGGUGCCAAUGAACCUGACGCUCACCAAGACGGUUGCCCGUAACCGAGGCACCGACGUCUUCGUUGGUGUGGACGUGUUUGGCAGGCACAUGUAUGGCGGGGGCGGCUACAACACGCACGUCGCUGUCGCCGAAGCCGUGGACAGGCGCUUGUCGGUAGCGUUAUUUGCCCCUGGCUGGACGAUGGAGUGCGAAAGCAAGGGCAGGCGCGACGGGUUUCAGAAGGCGGAAGCCCGGAUGUGGUCCCCUGUGCAGAAGAAGCUCUCUUAUCACGCCAGGAUCAUCUGGUCCCCAGGGGCCACGGCAGGUGCCCCGGAACAGUCCAUCACGGCUGACGCGCCGGCUGCCCACCACGAGCAGGAGCUGUGCCUGUGGACCUCCUUUCAGUCCGGUGUGGGCUACGACUUCUACGUCAACGGCCACCGUGUGACCGGGGGCGAUGCUUCUGCUUCCGUGGUGGGCGCCAGCGGCUGGUGCGAGGUUUCCGGUGCGCACGACCUUCCUCCGUUUCUCUUCGAAGUGCCUCCGUCGGCUCCGCCCAGUGGAGCACUACCGCCUGCCGCGCGAGGGACGACGCCAGGUGGCCGCGGCGCCUUUGCCGCCGUUCCGAUUCGGCUGCCGGCAACACCGCUCAAGGGCAAUGCGCAGGGCCAUGUCGCCCGUGCGGAGUGGCGCUAUGACAAGGCGUGGUUUGGCGAUUGCCAUCUCGCUUGUUUCGUGCCUCCAAUGGAGGCAGCCGAGGUGGUACGGUGGUACGUGCGCGACGCGCUGCCGGCGACGUCCUUAACCGAACUUCACAUUGAGAUCGUGUUCGACUGGACAGACGAAACCGAGGAACGGGCGAAAGUGAAACGUGGACUGCGGCUGGGGCUGUGUUCCUCCACACGUGGCGCCUUCGAGAUAUGUUUGUGGGAGACGGCUGCGGUGGAGGCAGCGGUGGACGUGGAGGGCGUCAGCGGCCUCGUCGUUCGUGCGUCGCUAACGCGAGAGGCUGGGAAUGAAGGAGAGGACAACCCAACACGGUUCACGUUGGGGUGGGAACGGGUGCACUAUCAGCUGCGCAACACCUCAACGGAGCCGCUUCACUUGACGUCUAUCUCCGUUGCCAACGGAGACCCCCGCCGGAUGCUGAGCUGCGGUGUGGGUGGCGUCGCCAUCUCUCACUGGCGUGUCAAGGCGUCGACUGUGGCUACUGGCGCUGACCCGCAGGCAGCCUCGUCAAGGCGACACUCCGUCUUGUGCGCUCAUGGUCCGCAUUCCUGGACGGCCCACCACACUUUCUGCACGCGCAAGACCUCCGAGCAAGUACUCAGUCUCGAAGGCGCGGACGACGUGUUUGCGCUUCUUCGCGCCAAGCACGGGCUAAACGUGUCUGUCGUGGUGUUUGCUGGCGUCGCCAGCGCGACGGCGGGGCUUGGAAAGAGCGACUCUACGAGCGCAGCGGCAGAAGGUGUGCAGGCUGCGGCUGCGGUGCCGCCAAGCAGAAGACCCCGCGAGGAGUGCCACACAAUGUACGUGGGGAAGUACUCUAUUCAUCCUGAUACUGCCGCCACCUACGAGGGCUCCCUGCUCAUUCCGGUGUCACUGCCAUCCGGCGUCACUGUCGAACAUGUGUACUACUACACCGCGAAAAAUGACUGCUGA
Molecule: messenger RNA, 4302 nt
Organism: Leishmania mexicana MHOM/GT/2001/U1103
Lineage: Eukaryota; Euglenozoa; Kinetoplastea; Trypanosomatida; Trypanosomatidae
Product: glycosyl hydrolase-like protein
Exons: 1
Coding region: 1-4302 (1433 amino acids)
Biological process (GO): protein deglycosylation
Cellular component (GO): cytoplasm
Molecular function (GO): peptidase activity; mannosyl-glycoprotein endo-beta-N-acetylglucosaminidase activity
Source: RefSeq, a predicted model, not a curated record